AGGAGUCUCGUAGGCACGCCGACUGAGAGCGCGCGUGCGGAUCACGCGGCUCGUGGCGCGUCGCGUGGUACCGGAGCCGGCGGAGUGGCCGCACGUAGCGGCGCCCGGCAUGGGGCGGCGGUAACGGCGCGGAUGUGCGCGCGCUCCGAAGCUGUCGAACUCGAGGUGCUGGGCGCGGAGGGCAGCGAAGCUCGGGUGCCGCCGCGUCCGCUGCGCCUCUCUCUCCUCGAGUUGCUCGGCAAGCUGGUACGUCGCGAUCAGCCCGCGCCGUCGCACCGCCGCGCCAAACACAAUCAUCGCUUUCGCACCUUCGUUUCAUGCGAAAAUGAACGAAGAAUCAAAGCGAAUAACAGGGAAUAUAACGCGCAGUUUCGUUAUGCCAAUAACUACAUCAAGACUUCGAAGUAUUCGAUUAUAACGUUCCUGCCGCUGAACUUGUUAGAACAGUUUCAGCGGCUAGCGAACUUUUAUUUCUUGUGCCUGUUGGUCCUUCAACUGAUCCCGGCUAUCUCCUCGCUGACGCCGAUAACCACAGCGAUACCUCUUAUUGGUGUGCUAGCCCUCACUGCCGUCAAGGACGCUUACGACGAUUUCCAACGUCAUCAAAACGAUUCGCAAGUGAAUCACAGGCGAGCCAAGACCUUGCGUAAUGGCAAGCUUGUGGAGGAGAAAUGGGCGUCUGUUCAGGUGGGAGAUGUCAUCAGGUUGGAGAACGACCAGUUCGUCGCGGCCGACAUCCUACUUCUCAGCAGCUCGGAACCUAACGGACUUUGUUACAUAGAAACCGCCGAGCUUGAUGGGGAGACGAAUUUGAAAUGUCGUCAGUGCCUUUUGGAGACGGCCGCAAUGGGCCAAGACGACGCACAACUGGGCGCGUUCGAUGGUGAAAUUGUUUGCGAAACGCCCAACAAUCUACUUAAUAAGUUUGAAGGUACGUUAAGUUGGCGUAACCAACACUUUUCACUCGACAACGAUAAGAUUCUGUUGCGCGGAUGCGUGCUCCGCAACACGUCGUGGUGCUACGGCGUCGUUGUCUUUGCCGGGAAGGACACUAAACUAAUGCAGAACUCCGGCAAGACGAAGUUCAAGCGCACCAGCAUAGACAGACUACUUAAUUUUCUUAUCAUAGGGAUAGUAUUCUUUCUGCUGUCUAUGUGCGUGUUCUGCACGGUGGCGUGCGGGGUGUGGGAGUGGCUGGUGGGGCGCUACUUCCAGGUGUACCUGCCUUGGGACACGCUGGUGCCGGCCGACCCCACGUGGGGCGCUGUCAUCAUCGCCCUGCUCGUGUUCUUCUCUUACGCCAUCGUGAUGAACACUGUCGUGCCUAUAUCGCUUUAUGUUUCUGUUGAAGUUAUAAGAUUUGCCCAGAGUUUUCUUAUUAAUUGGGAUGAAAAAAUGUACUAUGAAAAAACUGGUACCGCAGCCAAAGCGCGGACCACCACACUUAACGAAGAACUAGGGCAAAUCCAGUAUAUAUUUUCUGAUAAAACGGGAACUCUCACGCAAAACAUAAUGACGUUCAAUAAGUGUUCGAUAGCGGGCGUUUGCUACGGAGACGUCGUGGACGAGACCACCGGGGAGACUCUGGAGAUAAACGAGAGCUCGGAGCCUUUAGAUUUCUCGUUCAAUCCUGAAUACGAGCCGGAGUUUAAGUUCUUCGAUCCGACGCUACUAGACGCGGUGAAGCGCGGGGAUUCACACGUUCACGACUUCUUUCGUCUCUUGGCGCUUUGUCACACGGUCAUGCCGGACCAGAAGAAUGGACGGCUCGAAUACCAGGCCCAAUCGCCAGACGAGUCGGCGCUGGUGUCCGCAGCAAGAAACUUCGGUUUUGUGUUUAGAGAACGUUCGCCUAAUAGUAUUACAAUAGAAGUAAUGGGUAACACAGAGGUGUAUGAAUUGUUAUGUAUAUUAGAUUUUAAUAAUGUUAGAAAAAGAAUGUCCGUGAUAUUGAGGAAGGAUGGUGAAAUUAGGUUAUAUACAAAAGGUGCUGAUAAUGUAAUAUAUGAAAGAUUAAAGGCAACUAAAGGAGAUGUUAAGUCUAAAACACAGGAACAUUUAAAUAAAUUCGCCGGGGAAGGUUUGAGGACACUGGCGCUGGCGUGGCGGCCGCUGGAGGAGCGCGGGUUCGCCGAGUGGAAGCGCCGCCACCACGCCGCUGCGCUCGCGCUGCACGACCGGGACGAGCAGCUCGACGCCAUCUACGAGGAGAUCGAGACCGACCUGCUACUGCUGGGCGUGACAGCCAUUGAAGAUAAACUACAAGAUGGAGUACCAGAAACAAUAGCGAAUCUCAGCAUGGCCGGUAUAAAGAUCUGGGUGUUAACAGGAGAUAAACAAGAAACCGCUAUAAACAUCGGGUACUCGUGUCAGUUGCUGACCGACGACAUGGCGGAGGUGUUCGUCGUCGACGGCGCGUCCUACGAUGACGUCAACAAGCAGCUGGCCAAGUGCAGGGAUUCGAUACGGGUCGUCAACACCUUCAUGCCGCACGGUCCCCGGUCGUCGGAUGCGAAGCGCGACGAGGAGCCUAACGGGGCGGUGUCGGGCCGCGGCGCCAACGUCAAGCUGAACGCGCCCGCCGUCUCCGUCGUCACGUUUAGGUGGGAACAUAACUCACUAGCGCACAGCAACGAGUACGUGUCUGGGGGCGCGCACACCUCUGAGCCUCACGAGCACGCCAACGACGACUCCAACGGGUUCGCCAUCGUCGUCAACGGGCACUCGCUAGUGCACUGUCUGCACCCUAAACUAGAGGAAAAAUUUUCAGAAGUAGUAUUACACUGUCGAUCUGUGAUCUGUUGUCGAGUGACUCCACUGCAAAAGGCGAUGGUGGUAGAAUUAAUAAAGAAAAGCAGAAAAGCCGUGACGCUGGCUAUAGGCGACGGAGCCAACGACGUGUCCAUGAUCAAAGCGGCCCACAUCGGCGUGGGCAUAUCAGGCCAAGAGGGCAUGCAGGCGGUGCUCGCGUCGGACUACUCCAUAGCCCAGUUCCGGUUCCUCCAGCGCCUAUUGCUGGUGCACGGGCGCUGGUCCUACUACCGGAUGUGUAAAUUCCUAAGAUAUUUCUUCUACAAAAACUUCGCAUUCACCGUCUGUCAUUUCUGGUUCGCGUUCUUCUGUGGAUUCAGUGCGCAGACGGUGUUCGACGAGAUGUUCAUCUCGGUGUACAACCUGUUCUACACGUCGCUGCCGGUGCUGGCGCUGGGCGUGUUCGAGCAGGACGUGUCGGACGCGACGUCGCUGCAGUUCCCGAAGCUGUACGCGCCGGGACACACCAGCCAGCUCUUCAACAAGACGGAGUUCAUCAAGUCCACGCUGCACGGCUGCUUCACCUCGCUCGUGCUCUUCCUCAUCCCUUACGGUACGUACAACGAUGGGCUGGCGGCGGACGGGCGGGUGCUGUCGGACCACAUGCUCCUGGGCAGCGUAGUGGCCACGAUACUGAUAAUAGAUAAUACAACUCAGAUUGCACUGGACACGACGUACUGGACCGUGUUCAACCACGUCACGAUCUGGGGCUCGCUCGUGUCGUACUUCGUGCUGGACUACUUCUACAACUACGCCAUCGGCGGCCCGUACGUCGGCUCGCUCACCGUGGCGCUCACGCAACCCACCUUCUGGUUCACGGCCGUAUUGACCAUGAUAAUCCUGAUGGUGCCGGUGGUGUCGUGGCGGCUGGCGAGCGCCCGAGCGCGCGGCACGCUGGCGGAGCGCCUGCGGCUGCGGCAGCGGUGGCGCGGCGCCGCCCCCGCCCCCCGCACUCCCUCCGCCCGCCGCGCGCGCCGCUCCGUGCGCUCCGGGUACGCCUUCGCGCACCAGGAGGGCUUCGGCCGUCUCAUCACGUCCGGCAAGAUCAUGCGCCGCAUCCCGCACGCCGACGCCGCCUUCUCCGCGCUCGCCUCGCUGCCCGGGAAGUUCCACGCGCGCCCCUCCUCGCCGCCACCAGAGCCCAAGGCGCCCACGCAGAACCUUGAUACAGUCGACCUGUGAACCGGUGGCCUGUGACCGCCAUCGACAACACUAUUUCGAUCGGUCGGAUACAGAAUAUCGUAGCCCGGCGCUGACACAAAGCUCCUCGAGUAUUAUUACCUUAAUUUAUUAUGUUUUAGUUAAGUUCUUUGACGUUUCGGAAGUUGAACGCCUCGGAACGAUGUUAUCGAAUGAUUGUGUUAUUUUGUACCGAUGUAAAUUACCUACGUGACCUGUACAAAGUGUAAAGCGAAGCUAUUGAAAUGUUGCGUUCUAACUGCAUGUGAAUAUUAUAUUGAACAUUUGCUUUGGAAUCGAUUUUUAAUAAAAUGAUAAUUCUUA
Messenger RNA from Bombyx mori (domestic silkworm), 4314 nucleotides. It is a transcript of the gene ATP8B, whose product is annotated as probable phospholipid-transporting ATPase IM. Gene Ontology annotation, molecular function: ATP hydrolysis activity; ATP binding; ATPase-coupled intramembrane lipid carrier activity. NCBI's taxonomy places the organism in Eukaryota, Metazoa, Arthropoda, Insecta, Lepidoptera, Bombycidae. Bases 133 to 3993 code for a protein of 1286 amino acids. Gene Ontology annotation, biological process: phospholipid translocation; Golgi organization. The record is from RefSeq and is a predicted model, not a curated record. Gene Ontology annotation, cellular component: trans-Golgi network; plasma membrane. The transcript has 23 exons.